UUCUUAUCUGCAGCUGUACCCUCUUGUUGGCUUCAGAGAGUGAUCGUCAGAGUUGGAGCUCUGAGGAAGAGGGGGAGCAAGAGGAUUUGUAGAUGGAUUUCGCUACAGGGAUUGGACAAAAUAUUAAGAAGGAAGAUGUCGAAUCAGCUGUGGAGAAUUAUGAGAAGUACCAUGUCCACUUUGGAGGUGAUGCUGAAACAAGAAAAGCUAACUAUACUGAUAUGGUAAAUAAAUAUUAUGACCUUGCAACCAGCUUUUAUGAAUAUGGAUGGGGUGAAUCUUUCCAUUUUGCUGACAGAUGGAAAGGUGAAACAUUAAAGGAAAGCAUCAAACGGCAUCAGCACUUUGUUGCCCUUCAAUUAGGCCUUAAAAGAGGAAUGAAGGUAUUAGAUGUUGGGUCUGGAAUUGGCGGCCCUUUGAGAGAAAUAGCUCGAUUCAGCUUGGUGUCUGUUACUGGACUGAACAAUAAUGAAGCCCAGAUAACCAGGGCCACUAAACUGACCCGCUUAGCUGGACUGGACAAUUCCUGCAAUUUCGUCAAGGCCGACUUCAUGAAAAUGCCUUUCUCCGACAGUACAUUUGAUGCUGUAUACGCCUUACAAGCAACCUGCCAUGCUCCUGAUCCUGUUGGAUGCUACAAGGAAAUAUACAGAGUACUGAAGCCUGGACAGUGCUUUGCUGCAUCUGAAUGGUGCAUGACUGAUCACUAUGAUCCCAACAAUGAGAGCCAUAGAAAAUUAAAGGCUGAGAUUGAGAUUGGCGAUGGGCUUCCAGACGUAAGAUCAACGCAACAAAUCCUUAAUGCGUUAAAACAGGCUGGAUUUGAGGUUAUAUGGGAGAAGGAUCUUGCGGUCGAUUCACCAUUGCCAUGGUAUUUGCCUUUCGAUAACAGCCAGUUCUCUUUCAGUAGCUUCCGCACCUCCAUUUUGGGACGUUUUCUCACAAGAACAAUGGUUCAGGUGAUGGAAUUUGUGCGUCUUGCACCGGCGGGUAGCACGAGAGUGGCGUCGUUCUUAGAGAAGGCUGCUGAUGGUCUACUUGAAGGGGGAAGGAUGGAAAUCUUCACCCCGGUAUACUUCUUUCUGGUUCGGAAGCCUCUUCAAGAAUCAUGAAGAACAAGUCCGCGGUAGAAGCUUAUAAUCAUCGUGUUUUUCUAAGAUAAUUAAUUGUUUUGGAGAGGACUAAUGAGAAACCAAAGCAUUUGAUGUAUCAGUAUUUGCAUUAGUAUGUGUGCGUUAUUUGCAUUAAUAAGAAUUAUUGUGGUAUGUAUUAUUAUAGAUUGUAAUGAGAUGCACGAGUGUGAUAAAGAGCACUAAACCUAAUUCAGGUGCAGAGCCGAC
Phalaenopsis equestris is the source of this 1340-nucleotide messenger RNA. Its product is annotated as cycloartenol-C-24-methyltransferase 1-like. The coding region runs from base 93 to 1112 and encodes 339 amino acids. Gene Ontology annotation, cellular component: endoplasmic reticulum. Gene Ontology annotation, biological process: sterol biosynthetic process. Lineage: Eukaryota; Viridiplantae; Streptophyta; Magnoliopsida; Asparagales; Orchidaceae. Gene Ontology annotation, molecular function: sterol 24-C-methyltransferase activity. The record is from RefSeq and is a predicted model, not a curated record. The transcript is spliced from 13 exons.